AUGCCGUCUAGCUACCAAGCGGAUCAUACCUUUCGGCCAACGUUUGCGGGCGGGGAGGAGGUCGUUAAUGACCAAAGACUUUCUCGCGAGAAGCAAGUUUCGAAGGGGAAAGACAAAGCUGUUUCGGAGGAGACGCAAGCUAAUACUUCCAAUCCUGGAGGUUCUCAAGUUUCACUGGGUAAUAGAUUUGAGACUCUCCAGAGAGAUGCAGAUGUGGAAAGGGAUACGACAGCCACAGACAACCCUGUCGCAUCCCCUACCACUAGUGGCGGAUCCAAACAGGAUACGGUUGCUCAAAACAUGGGGGACGCUGACAUGCAGGUCAUGAUGGACACCGCGAUUAUUUCUACGACGGCUGCCGUGGGCUCUGCAGCUCAUGUGGAGGGUCCGAGCUCCAAUGUGGCAUUAUCAUUAUCCACAGCAGCUUCGCAGCGCAUGACGGAUGACGGAUGA
This is a messenger RNA of Striga asiatica, 453 nucleotides long. Lineage: Eukaryota; Viridiplantae; Streptophyta; Magnoliopsida; Lamiales; Orobanchaceae. The record is from the annotation of a GenBank genome assembly.